UCUAGUCUACAGAUAAUCUAAAUCUAUAUUCUAGCUAGAUCUAGUUAAUAGUUAUUCUAGUAGCUAGGCACUAGUCGAUAGCUCAAUGAGAAUGAGUCAAUAGCUGCGAAUAGCUGAUCUAAUUUUUAAUAAAUAAUGUCUUUGGGUGUUCAAAAUACUAUGAAAAACUAUGCUGGUUCCGGCUUACAAGCAGCUGCAUUUGAAAUGCUACUUAAUGCCAUUUUAAAUAACCAAGGCCAUGUGAUUCAGCAAUUGCUAAACAGCGAUCCACACCUUGUUCAUAUGAAAGGUUGGCAUGAUAUAAAUCCACUGCACAGAGCCUGUCUAACUGGAGAUUACAAUAUUGUUUUGAUGCUGAUUCAAGCUAAUGCAGAUGUCAAUUCUCUGACAGCACACAAAGAAACACCACUUCAUUAUGCUAGUCGGCGAGGUAUCCCCAGUAUAGUUCACUUGCUAAUUCAGUGUGGAGCCAAGAUUGAUGCUAGAGACUUAAGUGGGAAAAGUGUUUUACAUUUUGCUGCAGAAACAGGAUCUGCGCAAGUUAUAAAAUAUUUUGAAGAAACUCAUGGUCUAAAUGUGAGAGACUUAGAUGCUAAGCUACAAAGCCCACUUCAUAUUGCUUGUACAUGUGGACAUUUGGAUCUAUUUACUUUUCUUAUUAAACAUGAUAGAAGUGAUCUCAACCAGGCGGAUAUUGAUGGAAAUCUACCAAUUCAUAUUUCAUCUAAAAAUGGUUUUGGCCACAUGACAUGGUGUAUGUUGCGGUUAUUAGGAGUUAGUGUUUUGAAAAAAACCAACAACACUGGGUUAACACCAUUAGAUUUUGUUGCACAAGGUGAUAAGUAUGGACACAAAGAGUUAGCUCCCAUAUUGAAAUCUUAUGCAAAACAAAGUGAAUUUGAACCUGUAACUGGGCCGGUUAAACUUUGGUAUGGACUUUUAUUAUAUCCAUUUACACUGUACUUGGCAAUUGUGCUUCUGUCAGAGUGUAUGGAAUCUUACCAGUUUCUCGUCUACCUGGCAGUAUUAGUGAUGUUCAUUUUACAUGUCAAUGGAUUCUCUCAUCGCAUUAACCAUAUUUCUAGAUGGCCCAAUCCAUUUUAUACUGGCGUAUUUGCGGCAGGAAUAAUUCACACAACUAUAUGUUACUUUUACUUAAUUUUCCCAGUAAUUAACAGCAGCAGAAUCAUGAUGAUAGUGUCCUUCAUUGUUUGUCCUGCUUUAUUUUUCACUUUCUGGACCCUUGUAAGGAAAGAUCCAGGAGCUGUAACAUCUUCAGUAGAGGAGUUAGACAAACCCUUAACACUUGUAGAUCUAUGCUCAAUGCGCAACCCAAAAUACAACUAUUGUCCUAUAUGUGAUAUAAUUACAAGAAAUGUGAGCAAACACUGCAAGCUGUGUGACAAAUGCUAUCUCUACAUGGAUCAUCAUUGCCUUUUUCUGCUCAAAUGUAUAGCUGCCAACAAUCAUGCCCACUUUCUGUGGUUGCUGCUGAUAGCUGUGUUCAACAUGUGCUCCUACAUGAUAGCAUUUGGUCUAUACAUAUGGACACUGUAUCCACAUACACAUCUUAGUGUAACUGCAGUACAGUUGAUUCACCACCAUGCUUGGCCACUGUCCCUGUUUGUUUUAAAUCUUGUGUCGGCUGUGUGGGUAGGAAACAUCAUUGCCACUCAGUUUUUUCUAGUCACAAGAGGAUGUACAGCUUAUUUUACAGAUGUGAAAACAAAAUCGUACAAGCUGACAGCAUUUCAGGCUGUUGCAAAUUUUAUUGCAUUUUUGUUCAACAGACCAUUACCUUACAGAAACCCUUAUUCCAUCAUUCAGAACUUGUGACUUGUUGAGUAAGACAAAAAUGAAAAUAGAGGAAAGAAAUCUAUUAAUUCUGUAAAAUAUUGCCAGCUAUUUAUAGAAAUGAUUUUGAUAUUCAUUUUUGUGUGAAAAAAAGCUUUGCAUCUAACAACAGACCAUGAAGAUAUUGAUGCUGAGCCCAAUAGUUAGAUUUUUUAAAAUUUUAAUUUAUAAAUAAAAUUAUUUUUUAUAAAAAAUACAUAGCUAUUUUUUUAAGUGUAAUUAUUUAUAUUUGCAAAAAUGUGCUUCCUAAUAUGUACCUGAUCAUUUGUCAGUGAAUCUGUUUAAAAAUACAAUUUUAGUAAUUACUUCAGGAG
Messenger RNA from Physella acuta, 2168 nucleotides. RefSeq lists its product as uncharacterized. The record is from RefSeq and is a predicted model, not a curated record. Gene Ontology annotation, molecular function: protein binding; palmitoyltransferase activity. NCBI's taxonomy places the organism in Eukaryota, Metazoa, Mollusca, Gastropoda, Physidae.